Molecule: messenger RNA, 2544 nt
Organism: Diaporthe batatas
Lineage: Eukaryota; Fungi; Ascomycota; Sordariomycetes; Diaporthales; Diaporthaceae
Exons: 1
Coding region: 1554-2174 (206 amino acids)
Molecular function (GO): nucleic acid binding
Source: RefSeq, a predicted model, not a curated record
GGCAGGCAGCAGGCAUAUGCACGCUUGUCGCCUCUCUGCCCUGACGAUCGAUCAUGAUUAACGGACAGACCAGACCUGUCGGCUCACACCCACUCAGGCACUCACUCGCCCACACUCGGCAUCCAUCACAUCACAUCACGGCCACACACACACACACACCCACACACACGUACGGCAUACGUAGUGUGAGCUGAUUGCUGGCCGGUCGGAGGAGGCAAAGCCCCAAAGAUGACGACCGCAGGGCCCGGCCAGAUGGAACGAAAAAAGCCACAUCUGACUGUAGAACAUCGGGCCGCCAUCUGGCCCUGGUCUGCAAAGCCAUGGCUGCCAGGCCUGCCAGGGCUGCACACAUUGUCUUGGGCACUGGGGCAUGUCGUUGAUGACGUCCCUCACGGUCCCGCCGAGGAAUAACCCUCGCUCCCAUCCUGCACUCGGACUGUCGGAAGGAGGAACCCCCACGUACCGUACGUUCGUGCAGCGUCUUUCCCGGGAAUCUCGGUUGUCCUUGUCUCUGGUCGCGUGUGCCUCGAUAUCCCUUGGGGUAAUAGGUCGGCUGGUCGGGUACUCGAGCCCAUCUUCAGAUUGGGUUGACUGUCAAGACAGGCGUGUUUGAGGAUGCUGCAGGGGGCUACACCGAGGUGGUGAGGGGCUCUUGUCUCUGACUGGCCCAGACGGGUCUUGCUUGGCCCGCAGCAAGGACCAGCCUGCCUUUGGUAAAGCCGUUUUGGACUUGGGCGCAAAAGAAACUCUCCGACAGGGUCAACCGCAACCACAACCACCGCAACCUGCCGCUAGCUUUUCGGUAAGCUCUGCCUGCAACUGCACGAACCACUCUGCGAUACCACUAGCCUGAUCUUGAGAAACAACAAUUAAGGUUCAUCAACAACGUCCAUGGGCCCAACGCCGGGGCACUUUAUUUUACACUCUGGGUCGAUGUUUUACGCCUACGCCGGGGCCCAGGGCCCCUCAGCCCUCCAAGGUUUGGACUGUCCUUGGAUGUGACCCACCUGAUAUCUUGCACAAGUUGCAGGUUGCGCCGCCGAACAUUCCACGCACAAACUGGCCUUCCAUACACGCACUUGCAAACCCCUUGCUUGUGUGACCACAGAUCUCCAUCGAGCUUGCUCAUGUAUGCUUUGGGUAGGUGAAUGCUGAGAUUGUGUUGGAUCUCGGGAUCUACCUGGGUCGGGAUCGGCCAACAGCUUGUCGAGUGACAGUUGCCUCCUGCUCCUCUGGUAGCUACUCCUCUGAUGUGGUCGAGCCUGCCUCCUUGGUCGAGGGCAACAUUGGGAUUCAUGGGAAAGGGCAAAUAGGCUCGCUUCAGGCUGUUCAAAGGUUUGAAUCACAGACAUCCCAUCCCGUCCGUCUGCCCUGAACCUUGGUCACAUUUCUCUUGGCCUGCAUCAAAACAGUCGGAUAUCCAUCAUAGCACGGCAUCACAGCCCAGCAUCACACCCCACAAUUAUCACAACACGAGAGUGAGCCUGCAUUUCACUACACAUACCAUUCUGCAUCCAUUAGACGCUACGAGAUCAGUAUCCGGCUUGUUGAUCAUGGAGGGCUCCGCGCCUCCUCCUGGGACCGGCAGCACUCCAUUCAGCAUCACAAACCACCAGAAUCGGCGAUUCAACCCCGCUGAAGAAUGGAAUUAUCAGUGUAUGCCAUGGGACAAGUUGUUAAAAUACAACCCAGAGAAAGAAUACUGCCAGCUGCAAUAUACUUGUCCCAUUGAACCGUUCAUUGAACCGUUCAUCAUGGUCAACAAGCGCUCGAUGGUGGUCGCCAUCGCCGGGCACUGUGACAACAGCGGGAAGCCGGGGGCUGUGGCGGCAUGGGCUGUACGCUUCGGGGUAGGCUCUCGAUUCAACGCUGCCGAACGGCUCGACCCCGGGUUCCCACAGACGACCUCCCGCGCCGAGAUCGAGGCCUUGUCUCAGGCCCUCGACAUCAUCAAGACCAUAAUGGCGCGUCCUUCGGAGAGAGAGUGCCGAUCGAAGGACGAAUUGCGCUUCGAGGUCACAUUCCGCUCCACAUCGGAGGAUCUCUGCCGCGUCAUGUGGAUGCCACAAAUUGAGAAGCAGAAAGACAAGGAGCCGAUACCUUACCUUGCCAGACUCAAGCUGCUCCGCAAGAAGAUGGACAAGAUGAUCGAAGACGAAAAUGGCAGGCUGUAGUUCCAGUUCUGGCUCGUUGAAGUAUAAGGAUCAGAGGCUCACACUCGGGCUGAUAGGGCGCCGGACGGGUGAGGCAGAUUCUUCAAUUCGGCCCCGGGGAAUGGAGAGUUCAGCAUACCACAGUAGGUGGCUGUGGAGUUACCUGGUGAGCCCGGGUCUAUCGUUGUCGAGGAGCAUCGGGAAUGACCUCACCCAACUGGCAGGCUGUGGCGGUCGGUCCGUUUGACGUUUAACCCCAGCGUUUGUGUGCCUGGCAGGAAGCAGGAGCCUCGGCAUGCCGGCGGUCCUUUUGGAAGAAUUUUCGAAUAACUUGAGACAGCGAAGCAUAACUAAACCUCAGAGCGGCAAGCCACUGGUUCCCCUUGUGCAA